AUGACGCCGGCAUUCUGCCUCACAGACUAUAAAGUGCAGGGCUCCACGCUUGACUCAGCGAUCCUGGAUCUUAAAGAUGACCCGACGAUGCGCGGUCCAGACCGCCACCAGAAAUUCUGCUCAACCUACGUGCAAUUGUCCAGACUACGUACGCGCAAAGGGCUCCAUCUUCUACAACCAAUCGAAAUGAAAGACCUCCAAUUCAAACCGGAUCCUCGGAUUCUCGCAGAGAUGCAAAGACUUGACAAGCUGCAAGAGGUUAGUUUAAUACCAAGCUACCGUUCGACGCCAACCCGUUCUGUUAACUAUGAACUGUUACAGUGA
Penicillium riverlandense is the source of this 324-nucleotide messenger RNA. RefSeq lists its product as uncharacterized. NCBI's taxonomy places the organism in Eukaryota, Fungi, Ascomycota, Eurotiomycetes, Eurotiales, Aspergillaceae. The coding region runs from base 1 to 324 and encodes 107 amino acids. The record is from RefSeq and is a predicted model, not a curated record. The transcript has a single exon.